AUGGCCACUGAUCAAAAAUACCCACUAGCACCAUCAAAUAUUAUGCCAAGAAGUGAUGCAGAAUUUGCUACAAAUAAUUUCCAAUCAAAUAAUCAAAGAAGGAAGAAAAAACUCAGAACUACUUUUCUUCUCACAAUUUUCCUUACUGGAAUUAUUCUUCUAUUUUGCUUCACAUUUCUUCGAAUUAAAUCGCCUAAAAUCAGGAUCGAGAAUAUCAGAAUAACGAACGAUGGUGAUGGAAGAAUUAAUUUCUCAGCGCAAGUUUUUUUAAGAAAUCGGAAUUUUUGGCGUUACGGUUAUGAUAGUACUUUAGGUACUAUUAAUACUGCAGAACGUACAACUAUUGGACAAUUUGUUAUUCCCGAUGGAGAAGUUCGACGUCGUUCGACGAAAAAAGUUUAUGUUAUGGCAAAUAUUAUUUUGCCUUCAAGUCUUAAUAAUACUUCUGGGAUUUUACCAGUGAUUAGUAAAGCUAAAAUGAGAGGGAAAGUGAAAGUGUUUAGAGUAUUUAGGUGGAAAAAAACUGUGGAUUUGAGUUGUACUAUGUCUAUUAAUUUGACAAUUAGUGCAAUUCAGGAUCUUGAUUGCCAGUGA
Solanum stenotomum is the source of this 594-nucleotide messenger RNA. Its product is annotated as late embryogenesis abundant protein At1g64065-like. Lineage: Eukaryota; Viridiplantae; Streptophyta; Magnoliopsida; Solanales; Solanaceae. The record is from RefSeq and is a predicted model, not a curated record. The transcript has a single exon. The coding region runs from base 1 to 594 and encodes 197 amino acids.